This is a messenger RNA of Psilocybe cubensis, 1281 nucleotides long. RefSeq lists its product as uncharacterized. The coding region runs from base 1 to 1281 and encodes 426 amino acids. The transcript has 2 exons. Lineage: Eukaryota; Fungi; Basidiomycota; Agaricomycetes; Agaricales; Agrocybaceae. The record is from RefSeq and is a predicted model, not a curated record.
AUGACCUCGGACGGUCAGGCCUUCACCACCGUCGUCACCUUUACGACUGUCAUCCAGCCCGGGACGGUGAUUUCGACGUCGCCCAAGGCGCUCAGUAGUGGGCAUGGGACAGAUGUAGGUCCGAUUGUCGGGGGUGUUGUUGGAGGCGUCGCAGGUCUCGCUGUGCUCAUAGCAUUCCUCCUCUUCCUCCUCCGGCGGCGUCGCACCAAAAACGAGUUUGAUGGAAACUUUGACCCCGCGUACGUCUCUGGUCGUGCAGGCGGCGUUGAAGGUGGUGGAGGUACAUUACCACGGAUACCACUAAGCGAUGAAGAUUUGGGUGAUGAUGGGAUGGGUGGACGGUUGAAUUCCGGUGUGAGUGGAGGAGGGAUUAUUUCGCCGUAUGCGUAUAAUCCAAAUGCGAAUGCGGGUGGAGGAGGGGGGAUGAGUCAGGUGCAGCCUUUGUUGGCGGGAGCUGCGGUGGGUGCAGGUGCAGCAGCGUAUGGUCAUCAUCAUCAACAUCACAACCAAGGAAACGCAGGUCCUGGCGCGCGCACGUCGUCAUCGUACUACCCUGCAACUGCGACCUCGGAGGGCGGCCAUGGUGGUGUUGGUGCGCAGCCGCCGACGCCGACGAGCGAUGUGUACACUGCGUCUUCAGGGUCGUACUACCCGAACAACGUAAACCCCUAUGCACCGCCUGUUGGACGCGGCCCGUCGCCUGGCCAGAGCGCCGCACCGAGUAUACUGAGCUCGUCGGAACACUCGUCUGCUGGGUAUGGUGCAGGCGGUGUGGGUGCUGCCGGUGUGUAUAACCCGCGCAGCGCGAAGGAGAUCGAGGCACUGGGACUCCGAGCACAACAGCAACAGCAGUACCGACCGCACGUCAUGAACCCGGACGAUCCUAUGCAGGCGAGGCACAAUGCGUAUUUGCAGUAUGGGCCUGGCGGUGUUCCGCAGCAACAGAUGUCGUUUGGGGCAGCUGGUGCGUCUUCGUCGGGGCAGGAACAGGGUCAGGUGCUUCCUGAUAUGCUGAGGCCUGGUGCGGGAUCGCCUGUACAUGGGGAUGCGCAUGGGCGGUCGACGUCUGUGAGCUCGAGUGCGGGUGCUGCGGGCUCGGCUGUUGUGGUGCAUCAGGACGGGGGCCGGGUUGUGAUGCGCAAAGGGGAAGCUGUGAGAGAGGGCGAGGGCGAGGAUGAGGUCGACGAGGCGGGGAGGAUGAAGGAGAUCCCGCCGACGUACGAUAGUUUGGUUGGGGCGGGGGUGAAAGGGCGGGAAGAGGAAGAGGGUCGCAGUCGGUGA